AUGAAUCCAGUGGAUUUGGGUUUAAUUGCUCACACACUAAAGCAAACAAAAGACAUGUUCUCCUGGUCCUGCAGAGAUGUGCCAUAAACAAGCUACGCAUUUUUGCAUGACAGACAGACACAGCAGCGACAACAAGCCUUUUGAGCUAUGCCAGCCUCAUUCUGUAACCUUCUAAUCCUACUAAAUCAUACCCCUAACCCAAGCAGGUGCAUCUAAUCUCCCCAGGCCCCACCAUGAGGUGAGAAGCUACGGCCACAUGGACUACAGAUGGAAAUACCUGUAACACUGCAUUGUAAGCAAAUGUUUCCUUCGUGGCUUUGGUGACAAGAGAGAGUACAGAGACGGUUGAGAAAGUUAUGGGUGACAGUUGGAAGGAUAUGCCGUCUUCCCAUUUAAACACACUGCCCUCCUGCUUUGUGCAGUCCCUUGACAUAACACGCACAGACACAACCAUGCAAUCCAGCCCUUCCUCCGAGUUCCCCGUCCUGUGAAGGUGGCUGCAUGUUGAAGACUUCAGCGCUCUUCUCAGGUUAUCGCCUUGUCAGUGUUCAAGAAGCACAAACAAGAACAAUAUCUUCUUCGGUGCUGCACUAUUGAGGAGAUUCAGAUUUCAGAAGAAGCAUAAGAGUGGGUGUUCUAGAAUUCACUCUCGACCUCAUUCUGCCCUGUUUACCUUCUGCCUCUUGUAUUUGGCCUUUCUUCGGUCUGUUUGUCUGUCUGUCUCUCUAUCACCCACUCCCAUCUUCUGUUAUGGAAUCCUCCCAGAUCACCGGGGAUGAUGGGGAAGAGUGCAGCAGUAAUGAAUCUGGAUGGACAAUAUACCUGGCCUCCCCCAUGCGUAGCGAUGAUGUGAAAGAAAAUGGCAGCGAAGGAAGUAAUGUUGAAGAUGGCAGUGGCUACAUCAAUGAGAGGAGGAAAGGGAAAGAAGACCACAAUCAGGAUGAUGAUGGAGAUUAUGAUUCCCUCGCUUCUGAUGCUUCCACAGGACCAGCUCAAGUGAAGGCGCUUGAAGGCAAAGAAGAGAAAAAUCGUCAGACAAAUGUUGGUUGCAGCGAUGAACAAGGUAAGGAUGAACAAGAUGAGAUACGUACCAAAAUCUUGACAACCUGCAACAAAAAGGCAGGCAAGAUAAAGAAAGGGGAUGAGAAAACCAGCAGAAGAGGCCACAGCAAAAGACGUAGCUCCUCAAGAACAAGCUUCUUUUGGUAAAUGGUGUAAAAUCCUUGAUCACCUAUUUCUUUCCUAUAAAGCUAGAAUGCAUGUUAGAGACCUCGAUAAUUGAAGGGCUGAUGGGGGUCCAUGCUAUUGCCUUCCAUGGUUUUGUCCAUUUGUUAACCACCUCAUAGGUCAAUUGUUACUAUGAAAAUUGUCACCAUUUGUUAUUAUUCGAUACCGAACUCUUAAUAUCAGCAUUCAAACAUUGCAUUCUCUCCUAUGUAUCUAUAGCCAUUAAUGAUCCCUUUGCUUGGAUACA
Brachypodium distachyon (stiff brome) is the source of this 1474-nucleotide messenger RNA. RefSeq lists its product as uncharacterized. Gene Ontology annotation, biological process: cytokinin biosynthetic process. Bases 751 to 1209 code for a protein of 152 amino acids. Lineage: Eukaryota; Viridiplantae; Streptophyta; Magnoliopsida; Poales; Poaceae. The record is from RefSeq and is a predicted model, not a curated record. The transcript has a single exon.